UGUUAUUCUCAAUGACAUUUGCCGAAUUGAACGCAUGCGAAAAAAUCUCUCACAUUAGAUGGAACAGGAGUCGGUUGAAACCCGUUAUGGAGUAUUGUGCAAUGAUGUAGCCUUCAUUCGGAAAGACGAAACACUGAAGAAAACGAUUGAGAAGAUUGGCAAAUGCUUGAAGGAUGUCUGCGAAGACUACGACAAGUACCACCAUUUUAGCAUCGAAGAAAAAGUUUGGUAUGAUACGUAUAUUGCCUACAGCGUAAACUCGCUGUUCUGGAUACAUCGUAAGCUCACCGGUAAAACGGAGGAUAAUGACGAGAUUAUGCAUGAAUUAGUAAAGGUGCGCUCAGCUAUGGUACGCUUGAAGGAAAUCAAGGACAAUGCCACCAAACCUCGGCUCGAUGGAAAGGCAGCCAAGCGGUUCAUUCGGGCCGGGCUGUACGACGCUCAACAGCCUCAUCGCAAAAGACCUAAAAACCCCUCAAACGAACUGGAAACAUGAAUGUCUAACGCCUCACAUUCAAAGUUUAAACAAGACUUACUGAUGUACAAUGGUGCCAAUAGUUUGGCAAAUAUAACAUCGUGUAUAUUAA
Molecule: messenger RNA, 587 nt
Organism: Anopheles aquasalis
Lineage: Eukaryota; Metazoa; Arthropoda; Insecta; Diptera; Culicidae
Gene: Rrp47
Product: Ribosomal RNA processing 47
Biological process (GO): regulation of gene expression; maturation of 5.8S rRNA
Cellular component (GO): nucleolus; exosome (RNase complex)
Molecular function (GO): RNA binding; DNA binding
Source: RefSeq, a predicted model, not a curated record